CACACGUAUCAAAAACCACUCACAAACACAAGAACACACUUUUUAUAAACUCUCAAACCAAACAAAAGAAGAACAAGAAGAAGAAAAAUGCUGAUGGUCAAGGCCACAUGGGUGUCCAUUUUGGCCCUCGCUGCGUUUCUCCUAGUGGUUCUAGUCCCGGCGGCAGAAGCGGUGACGUGCUCGCCAAUGCAGCUAAGCCCAUGUGCGGCGGCGAUAACCUCGUCUUCUCCACCGUCAGCGUUGUGCUGCGCGAAGCUGAAGGAGCAGAAGCCAUGCAUAUGUGGGUACAUGAGAAACCCUAGCCUCCGUCGCUACAUCAGCUCUCCCAACGCUCGUAAAGUCUCUAACACCUGCAAGUUCCCCAUGCCAAGGUGUUGAAAAAAGUGUGUUUGCAAUUAUAUAUGAUCAUCCUAUAAACUAUGUGUCGUUUGAAUCCUGCUUUUGGUAUGCGUUUGAGGAUGUUAAUUAAAAAUCAUACCCUUAAGAAUAACAACGUGUGAUCGAUGAUACUUUUAUGCAUCUUAUUUUCAAUA
Messenger RNA from Brassica napus (rape), 533 nucleotides. RefSeq names its product non-specific lipid-transfer protein 2-like. Gene Ontology annotation, biological process: lipid transport. NCBI's taxonomy places the organism in Eukaryota, Viridiplantae, Streptophyta, Magnoliopsida, Brassicales, Brassicaceae. The record is from RefSeq and is a predicted model, not a curated record. The coding region runs from base 88 to 378 and encodes 96 amino acids. The transcript has a single exon.